CGCUUCACAUGUAGUCGUCUCUCUUGUGAAAAACUAUCCAAACUAUCUGAUUAUAAAUCUAGAUAAGCUCGACUACUGUGCAAGCUUGAAGAAUCUUGAAACUGUCUCUGAGAAAGAAAACUACAAGUUUAUCCAGGGAGAUAUUUGUGAACCUGAUUUUAUAAGACAGCUCUUUGAAACUGAGAAAAUAGAUAUAGUCCUUCAUUUUGCAGCCCAGACACAUGUAGAUCUUUCAUUUUGGCGAGCCUUGGAAUUCACUUAUGUGAAUGUUUAUGGUACUAAUGUGCUGGUUGCUGCUGCGCACGAAGCCAAUGUGGAGAAGUUUGUUUAUGUCAGUACAGAUGAAGUGUACGGAGGUAGCACAGAUGAGGAAUUUGAUGAAUCUUCACCAAAACGUCCAACAAAUCCCUACGCUUCCUCUAAAGCAGCUGCAGAGUGUUUUGUUCAAUCUUACUGGGAAAGGUACCGAUUCCCAGUUGUUAUCACACGGAGCAGUAAUGUUUAUGGACCACACCAGUAUCCAGAAAAA
Molecule: messenger RNA, 529 nt
Organism: Apaloderma vittatum (bar-tailed trogon)
Lineage: Eukaryota; Metazoa; Chordata; Aves; Trogoniformes; Trogonidae
Gene: TGDS
Product: TDP-glucose 4,6-dehydratase
Exons: 6
Molecular function (GO): dTDP-glucose 4,6-dehydratase activity
Source: RefSeq, a predicted model, not a curated record